Molecule: messenger RNA, 2413 nt
Organism: Cyprinus carpio (common carp)
Lineage: Eukaryota; Metazoa; Chordata; Actinopteri; Cypriniformes; Cyprinidae
Product: phosphodiesterase 9ab
Exons: 19
Coding region: 310-2109 (599 amino acids)
Biological process (GO): cGMP catabolic process
Molecular function (GO): 3',5'-cyclic-GMP phosphodiesterase activity
Source: RefSeq, a predicted model, not a curated record
UGUGUGUGUGUAUACAUACAUAUAUAAUUCGAAAUAAAAUUCUAAUAAUUGAUGAUGCAUAAAGAAAAUUCAAUCAUUCAAGCAUUCUUUAUUGAAUAUGUUUGGGUAGAUAUUGCAUGUGUCAUCAAAAGGAACAGUGUUGUAAUGGAUACGUGUGUCGCCUCCAAGCAGUAGAUGACAUGGAGUACAUAGUCAGCUCUCUACUCUAACAGUUCCUUGGCAACACUCAGAAUGAGUGUCAGCCUAUAAAGAGCAGAGCUGUGACUCCUGCUGAAGGGACCGCAUGAGUGAGUGGCUGCACCAGACUGAAUGGCACAUGCUGAGGAGGUAGCCAUAGAUUGUGUAUCUACUGCCAAAGCAUCAUCAAUAUCAGAGGUCAUCAUGGGAUCGAGUUCUUCGUCUUAUGCCCCUAAGACUAUUUAUCUGGAUGUGGAUGGAAAAGUGCAAAGGGUGAUUUUCAGUCGACACUGUAGCCCAUGUGAUAUUAAGGAGCUUCUUUGCUCAUCAUCCAAUAUUGCCAGAAACACGGCUAUACUUCUGAUUGACUCAGAAGGAGCACUAGUAUCUAUUGACCCCAGCAUGCCUGCAAACACUCCAAACAACUUAUAUAAGGUUAUGCCUCAUUCUGCAAACCAAGGAGGAGAGAAGGAAGACAUGUUCCAGAACGUCUUGUCACAAGUGGCAGAGCAGUUCAGCAGGGCUUUUAGGAUCAAUGAGCUGAAGACUGAAGUGACCAACCGACUGACCAUGCUGGAGAAGAGAGUGGAGCUGGAGGGACUUAAAGUGGUGGAAAUUGAGAAGUGUAAAAAUGAUCUGAAGAAAUUAAGGGAUGAAAUGACCUCUAGAGGAGGAGUCAGAAUGAACUGCAAUUGCAAAUAUAACUUUUCUGAUGAUGGGAAGAAACUGUCUCCCAGGCGAGAUGUCCCGAGCUACCCAAAGUACACACUUUCUCAGGAAACCAUAGAGACUCUGAAAAAGCCCACCUUUGAUGUAUGGCAUUGGGAACACAAUGAGAUGCUCAGCUGUCUGGAGUAUAUGUAUCAUGACCUUGGACUGGUUAAGGAGUUUAACAUGAACCCCAUAACUCUCAAAAGAUGGCUGCUUGCGAUUCAAGAAAACUAUCGCGACAACCCUUUCCACAACUUCCGCCACUGCUUUUGUGUGAGCCAGAUGAUGUAUGGAAUGAUCCAUCUGUGUAACCUUCAGGAGAGGCUUACUAUGACAGACAUGUGUAUUUUGAUGACUGCAGCCGUGUGUCAUGACCUGGACCACCCGGGAUACAACAACACGUAUCAGAUUAAUGCUCGCACUGAGCUGGCCGUGCGGUAUAAUGAUAUCUCUCCUCUGGAAAACCAUCACUGUGCUGUGGCUUUCCAGAUCCUCUCUAUGCCUGAGUGCAACAUAUUUGCCAACGUGGAGCCUGACUCCUUCAAACAGAUACGACAGGCGAUCAUUACUCUAAUUCUGGCGACAGAUAUGGCUAGACAUGGAGAGAUACUGGACUCCUUCAAACAGAAAGUGGACAGCUUUGACUUUACCAAUGAGGAGCAUGUUAAAUGCCUGAAGAUGGUGUUGAUCAAGUGUUGUGACAUCUCCAAUGAGGUCAGACCCACUGAGGUGGCAGAGCCGUGGGUGGACUGUCUCCUGGAGGAGUACUUCAUGCAGAGUGACAGAGAAAAGACAGAAGGUCUUCCUGUGGCUCCAUUUAUGGAUCGUGACAAAGUCACCAAACCAACAGCACAAAUUGGCUUCAUUAAAUUCGUCCUCAUCCCAAUGUUUGAGAAUGUCAUGAAGCUCUUUCCGCAGAUUGAGGAGAUCAUGGUUCAGCCCUUGAGGGACUCCCGUGAUCACUAUGAAGAGCUCAAGCAGAUAGAUGAUGCCAUGUCAGAGGGUUCUCAGGCUGAUCCAGCUCCCAGUUUCCUGAAAACUGAGGUUUUGAACUGUUUGGGCUCUCCAAGCACCCAAUUUCCAAAGGAGAGUGGUGUUGGACCCCCUUCAUUGUGUGGAAACAUCAAGAAUGUCCAGAAAAGGCAGUCAUCCGUAGUAAAAAAAGCGGUCAAAAUGACUGAUUCUGUUAAUUUUGCUGGUCUAAUCUUUCUCCACAGAUAGUUUAACUAUUGAAAUGAAGUGCUUGGCCCUCAGAUAUUGUUUUAUUGUCACAGGCUACUAUAAAAUAAAUACCUUUCGGAAAUGAGCAGUCAAGAUUUUUAACUUGAAGAUACUUUAUCAGAUAAUGGCAUUAUAUGACUACACAAAUAGAUUUAUACUUUGGUACGUAUUGUUUUGAUUUUUGCAGGAACUGAUUUCCCCAAAUCAGCUAUUAAUAAAAUGUACUGAUGGAAAUAACGUUAACCAUUGUUCCCAACAGAAAACAUUACAAAUGAACAAAAAUCAAUAAAAUGUACAUUCAUCU